Xiphophorus maculatus (southern platyfish) is the source of this 5478-nucleotide messenger RNA. It is a transcript of the gene slc66a2, whose product is annotated as PQ loop repeat containing 1. The record is from RefSeq and is a predicted model, not a curated record. Bases 853 to 1668 code for a protein of 271 amino acids. The transcript has 5 exons. Gene Ontology annotation, biological process: phospholipid translocation; retrograde transport, endosome to Golgi. Gene Ontology annotation, cellular component: endosome; trans-Golgi network. Lineage: Eukaryota; Metazoa; Chordata; Actinopteri; Cyprinodontiformes; Poeciliidae.
GGCAUGGGUGCAAAACCACAAAGGAAAAGAAUGAAAACAACAAAUAAAUAAAAAAUCUAAAAACACGCUUUCCGGGCCCAAAACAACUAAAUUAUAUUCUACAACAAUGUUGAAAAAUUUAUUAGCUUUAAGACUCGCCAUUGCUUUAAAGACUUUUACAUAGCAUAGAAACACACUGAAGAAAAACACAAAACAUAGGCGACAUUUUCUUCGGUGAUAAUGCUUACCUAGCUUUUUUUUGCCAAUCGCCAAUAAAAAAUAAAGUAGAAGACCUUUUCCAGCAUUUUUAUAAUGAGAUAGAAGUUCCUUUCUUGUCACAGCGAGAAAAGCGCAUCAUCAAUUUGGCGAGUGAAGCAUCUUGCCUGAGUUCACCAUCUUCGUUCGAGUUUGUGACGUUUCAGGAAGUGCAGAAUGAAGGAAUAAACUGACUAACCGGUUGAGCUGCACAGCGGAGGAAUGCUCGCUAUGUCAAUGCUGUACUUUUCUCUUUUUUACAGUUAAUUUUUAAGAUUAUUUCACUGGGUUUUUAAAAACCUAGGUUUAUCAUCAUAAUUAUUUAAAUACCGCAACUCUGACUAACCUCUUGCUAGCAUCAACACGACAACAAAUCACUCCGCUAAUCAGAUCCUCGCUGAUUUCCAAUGCUGUAACACAACCUUCCGGUUUAUCGUAUCGAUGUCGUGGCAGUAGAGGUUCCAUUGUUUGUACAUCCUGUGCGAAAGAGCAACCACAACACGGAUGUUACUUCUCGCGCACACUCCCGAGGCAUCAUCAUCAUCAUCAUCACCAACAACUGUCAGCCCCUAGGAGCUUUACCAGCCGGCUGACUUCACUUCAGAACCGCAACUGAACAUGGAGGAUGAGGUGUUCCAGCAUGUUGUGUCCGUGUUCAGCUCGCUGGUGUCGUGGGUCGCCGCGGGUGCCAUCAUGUUCGGCGGGGUGGUGCCCUACAUCCCGCAGUACAGAGACAUCCACCGGACCCAGAACGCGGAGGGCUUCUCCACCUACGUGUGCCUGGUGCUGCUGGUGGCCAACAUCCUGAGAAUCCUGUUCAGAUUCGGUCGCUAUUACGAUGAUGCGCUGCUGUGGCAGAGCAUCAUCAUGAUCUGCACCAUGCUGGUCAUGCUCAACCUGUGCACCAACGUCCGCAUGGCCGCUGAACUCAGCACCAAGAGGCGCUCCUUCUUAGCGACAGACAGUAAGGACGAGGAGGUCAGAAUCCCUAAGAGGCUCUUUCUGGACUUUGACUGGACCUACUUCUGGUCCUGGAGUCGCUUCGUGGACUACCUUCAUUGCGUGCUGGCCUUCACGCUGCUGGCGGCCUACAUCACCUACCUCCUCCUGGACUCGGUGCUGUUCGUGGAGACCCUCGGCUUCCUGGCGGUGUUCACCGAGGCAAUGCUGGGAACGCCGCAGCUCUACUGCAACUACCAGAACAAAUCCACAGAAGGCAUGAGCAUCAAGAUGGUGCUGAUGUGGACCAGCGGCGACACCUUCAAAACAGGCUACUUUCUGCUCACGGAGGCCCCCAUGCAGUUCUGGACGUGCGGAUUGCUGCAGGUUUUUGUGGACGUCGCCAUCCUGUUCCAGGUCUACUACUACAGCCGCUACCCGCAGAAACCCGUGUCCCACACCGUCUCCCACACCACCAGUGCCAAAGCUCUCUGAGGUGUUGCCACGUGUCCUGAGGAAACUCCGUAAGGCGAGCGGCGAGGAAGGAGGGGGGGGGACGCCCAAAAACACGCACCAAAGGUGUUGCUGCUUCUGCACCUCGGCGGUCGCAGCAAUACCUUGAGGAACGCUGAACAAUCAUGAAGACUUCUUUCUUUCCCGGCGCUGAAAAUGCAUGCAUCGUGCAAUCGCACCCCACUCAACAAAUCAGCAUGUGGAAGAUUUUUUUAAAAAAUUCUAUAUGCGUAUAUUUUUUGUUCCAAGAGCAAAAACGCAACAUAUGAGAAUUAUUGAUAUGUUCAGAGCUCAGAGGAAGGUGGAUGAGUUUUUGGCACAUGCUGAUGAAUGUUGCACGGAACCUCUGCCUUAAGACUUGUAAUCAAACACGGCUCAACGCAUUGCCAGCAAUCCGAGUGGUGUGUUCAAAACCCGUAGAAAUCCACGUUACUGAAUGUGCAAACAGGCAUGUCUGGUCUAGUUGGACAGAAGUUCAAAAUCAUUGUUUUGUUGUCUUUUGGGUUUUUUUGUUUUUUUUUACAUAAGACCAAAUCAGGAAGGAAUUCUCUGAGAAUUUUUUCUCUGACUCUCCAGGACGUUACACUGGCCUGAAAAUGCAUCAUUUAGAAAAAACAAUAUUAGUGGCCUUGAGACAGAGAUAAGAAACUCAAGUUCCCUAUGGCAACAUAUGUUUUCUAUCUGCCGUUGAUAAAAAAUUUUCUAUGAUUAUUUUUAUUAUUCCUCUGAUGCCACAGAUUUCAGCCUAAGCUUUGCUUUUUUUGCCUCCACUCGACUGCUGGGUUGUGUCAUCAGAAGCUGGACUGAUUCAUUGAAGCACAUGGGUUUUAUAAUUUGGGUUACUGAUAUUGUGUAUGUUGUAUAUGUAAAAAAAAUAAUAAAAAAUUCAGCGCAGUUUUAGGACGCCCUCCUAACGGAGCUGGUCAGAUUUUCUGCAUAUUCAGACUUUGUUCCCGAUUCAUUGCUGUGGACCGAUUGCAAAAAUGUAACCAAAUUAAUGUAUUAUUUAAUAAUCCACAUGUGACAUCGUCCAUAUUUUCUGGGUGAGGCACGAUGUAUCGCUGUUUCUUCUGUUCUGUUUCUUCCCCUCAAAUUUAAAUCUUUCAAAUCGUCAAACAAAUUUUAAUACAAAACCUCCAAGAUUUAAUUUAUGAAAAGGACAAAAAGUGACCAGACCAGCCUGGUUCUGUGUGAAAAUGACAUGAACACCAGCCGGACCCAUGUCCGAUUGGUCCUUAUGUAGAACCUGCUUGACAACAUAAAGUAGGCUAAAAGAUCUCAAAAAGCUACACAUCAUAUUUGAAAUCAAAUCGGAAUAAAUGUAAUUAUAUUUAUCAGGUUGGAAACAAACCCCUUUAGAAGUUUGUUUUCAGAUUUUACACUAGAGUACACAGGUACAAAACACAACAAGUCCACCUCUGAAAGGUUUUAGGGUGGUGUAGUCAAAGUCUUGACUUCGAGAUGCCAUUAUAUGACAGGCAUUUCAUGCUCGUAGACCCUCCUAAGUGACCGUAUUGAUUGUACAUAGAGUGGGUUAAAAAUUCUCUACAGUAAAAUACUUAUUUCCAGUUACUGAUUGUUUACGUGUUCACAUGGGGUCAGUUUGGUUUGGAUAUCAUUUUUCGUUGUUGUGUCGCCUUUUGCAUUCAUUUUUAUUUGGUUGUGUUUAGUUGCGUGUUUGAUAAACUGAAACAAAAGCCAAAAACAGAAGAAAUCUGUAAAUGGACAAAUCCUUAAUGCCACAGACCGUUUUGUUUUUUUUUUUAAGUAUUGCAAAAUUUCAUUCGCACUGAAUUCUUUAAUCCAGUUCAGGUCUUUCUCAGCAUUCAGUUACCCUGGGAAUUUAGAUUGACAAAUCUUAAACGGACAAAACCCCUUUUGUCAAUUUAAGAACUGUUGUUCUUUUCUUUCCUGGAUUCAUUUGUAAUUUCUCUUUUACAAACUUUGCGUUCUGUAUUACUCUGUCCUAAAAGCCAUGUAACAGACUGAAAGCGCUUUGUUUUGAAAACGGUGUUGUGCAAGUCUAAAUGUGAGAAAACGAACCACAUAUUUUGUUGUGUACAGACUGGGUCCAGUCAAAUGAACCCAUUUGACUGGGUUCAUUUGACUCACAAGAUCUUAAUAUCUUGUGAGAGAAAAAAAAUUUCGCCGAAUUGAUUCGAUUUGUGUAAAUGGAAGUGUUUAUAUUCUCAAUUUUUGUACCUCCCUUUUUUGUUUUGUUUGCUUUUGUUAGUAAGCAGAAUUUUAUACCUUUCAAUUGAAAGGUAUAAAAUUCAAACUGUGCUACUGUGUCAGAAUGGGGUAUGUUACUCUGUCCAUUGUGUCACUGUCUUUAUUUUUAUUUUUUUUUACUGUUUUCCCCAAUAUUAUUAUAUUAUCAACCAAGUAUUUGGUCUUGAAAGGUUAACGCUGAGAACCUUAAGAGAUCAAACUGUGUUUUCUGCCUGAUCAACUAGAAAAGUAGGUUCCGCUGCUGUCAGUUGAGUCGCUCCAUGUAUUUUGUAUUAAAACCUGAGGGAAUCUUCAUCAGCGCAGACAGAGAAUCUGCAUAAAGUCUUAUGAGAUUAGGUAAUGUUUAUAUUAGGUCAUUGGUGCAGUUUGUGAUUUUUCAGCUCAUCCUCUUUCAUUUCUGUUGCUCACAGCAUCAACAACUAAGGGAUAAUUAGAACUACAUUUUCUCACCUAGCUGUUAGCCAUUGCCUGUGCAUCAGCACCCAAAAUAUCUCCUCAAUGUGAGCUAGCCUUAAGGAGUAAUGGCUAGCUCACCUCAAAGCAAGUAACAUGGAUGUUGGGGUGAUGUCAAGCUGACACCAUUUUCAGUUGUAAUUUUGAAAGCCAAUUGGAUUUGCCAAGUUUUAAAAAUAAAGGUUUACAAAGCCUACUGACCAAACCUGCUGCUUUAGUCAAUGCAAAUUGAAAAUGGUGUGUUUAUCAGCAUUUUCUACAUACAAUGAGAGGUUAAAAAAAAUAAGCAUUUUGUUACCAAAGCUGUAGCUAUGAUAUGAUAUUGGAUUUUGAAGUUGGGGCUUGUUAGAAAACUUUGACUCCUCACACUCAUGACUUGAAGAGACAUUCCAGUUGAUAUUCUACAACCUGGAACUUGGAAAUUCAAAAUCUACCAACUUAUUGAACGGGUUUGACAUUCCGAAGGUAAUAGAACCACGAUUAAAAAUACCACUAUCUCAGUAAUAACACAAAUCUAAAGCAACAAUGUGUAGUAUGAUUUCACUGCUGUUAUUAAAACAGCCUUCCAACAAGCUCAGUUUACCAACUUUAGUUUUAAAAUGCCAUCGUCUUACCAAAGUGUUUUUCUUUGCAAUUUGAAAUACUUCCUAACAGUUUUUUUUAUUGUUUCAUUUGUAAAUGAACUAAGUUCAGCGUAGAAAACCAUUUUCCCAGUUGGCUGGCCAACAAUGCUUAGCAACAGGUCAGUACUUCAUUACUACUGCAUGUUCCACUUUUUUGUGGCAUUUCAUGGACAAUAAACAGCAGAAAUAACAAUAAGAAAAAUGUGGUUGAUUUCAACAUAAUUUUUUACUGGACGAAGUCUGUUUACACAGCACUCUUCUAGUAAAGAGAUUAUGUAGCUUUUUCUCUAACCAGCUAGCAACAUUACCUCAUUAUCAUAACAUUAUCUCCUCGUUAGUAUAGUGGCAGUAUCCCUGCCUGUCACGUGGGAGACUGGGGUUCGAUUCCCCGAUGGGGAGUGAAGUUUGUUUCAGGUCCCUCUUGAAAAUGAGAUCUAGAUCUCAAUGGGGUUUACCUGCUUAAAUAAAGGAAUUAACAAAUUAA